Messenger RNA from Penaeus indicus, 2525 nucleotides. RefSeq names its product baculoviral IAP repeat-containing protein 6-like. The transcript is spliced from 4 exons. The record is from RefSeq and is a predicted model, not a curated record. Lineage: Eukaryota; Metazoa; Arthropoda; Malacostraca; Decapoda; Penaeidae. Bases 1 to 423 code for a protein of 140 amino acids.
AUGACUUGUGUACUCAUUACUGGGCCAGAGGACACUCCCUAUGCCAAUGGCUGUUUCGAGUUUGACGUUUAUUUCCCAGUUGAUUACCCAACGUCACCACUGCACAUCAAUCUCCAGACCACAGGAGAAGGACGUGUGCGAUUUAACCCCAACCUGUAUCAGGAUGGGAAGGUGUGCCUGAGCAUCCUCAAUACCUGGCACGGCCGCCCAGAGGAGAAGUGGAACCCCCAGACCUCAUCUCUCUUGCAGGUGUUGGUCUCCAUCCAGUCACUCAUCUUCGUGAGUGAGCCGUACUUCAAUGAGCCAGGAUAUGAGAGGUCAAGAGGCACACCGGCUGCAAUGCAAAAUUCAAGGGAAUAUGAUGCAAACAUCCGUGCAGCAACAGUCAGAUGGGCCAUGCUGAACCCGUGCGCACACGGAUAAGAAAAACCUCAAGAGCCAACUUGUUCAUGGGCAAACCACAGAGUGACACCAGUAAGCAUGGUGGUCACAGUUCGGGCAUCCCUGUGAGCAAAGUCGGCAGCAGCAGUUCCAGCAGUAGCAGUAGCAGCAGCACGGCUGUCAGUAGCACAACAGUGAAGUCCCUCCAGUACGGGGCCUCGGAUCAGGAGGUAGCGGAGGGUGGCCUUGCGCUGCUGUCAUUAGGGGAACAGCAGCCUGUUUCCUUAAUGCCAGAGCUAGUCCAGGCCACCAAAACCACCACAUGCCAGAGUGCAGACAGCAGCAAGAUUGACGGCGAGUUGGACGAGGUGGAAGACGAAGUCUGCAACCAUGUGAAUCAUUCUAGUUCCUCAGUCAAAAAAGAGUCACCUAGUUCACAUAAUACGUCAGCGGGAAUGCCCUGCUAGCAUCACGCACUUUUGUGUUUUUUUCCUUUCGAGCCCAAGACCAAUCUUGCCUGAACUAUUCUGGUGCACACAUUAUUUUGAUCCAAAGUUAAGCUACUUUGUGAUACCCAAGACUCAGAAAAUGUAAGAAUCAAUAUAAUGUGAUUUCUACCCUUUUGUUUCCCCAGAGCUCCAGUGACAAGUUUUCAGUACAUUCCAAUGGUUGGUUUGGUCACUUGUCAGCUACAAAGUGGAGCUAGUUUGUGUAGGCCUCUCAUGGUGAAACUGUCAUGAACAGGACAUGUGGGAAGAAAACCCUUCAUGAUAACUCUGUGAUUGAAUUAUUUAUAGUCAUAAAACUCAGUGAAUGGAUGACGUGUUGCAGUUUAUUGAGUUCUGAUACUGUCACAAGUACUUCCACGUACUGCGCAUUUAGGAUCUGACCACAGUACGACCUGCUUGCAAGCACUGCAAAACUUACGGUAUUUUGUUGUGACUGACUGAACUGGAUACACAAUUAUUUAGCAAUUGUCUGCAUGACUUGUGUUUGCUAGUCAAUGUGUGAGUUGUGUUCAGUGUGACUAAUUGUAUCUUUUCAGUUUCAUACUGUAAUUCACUAACACAUAAGAAACAUGUGGAUAUGAGCUGUACAAAUUAUUUCUUAUUGCCUAAUUGUGAUGUGCAUAGUGUAUGAGAAUGGCGGCAAGUAUGAUUUUUACGAUCAGUGUGCGCUCACUGCUGUUUAGUCUAAUACAGCGAGUUGCGGUUUAUAGAAAUCACAAACGGUGAAAACAUGCCUUCUGAGUGUGACUUGUAGAAUGUGAUUGUUUGAUUUGUUUAUAUAAUUUCUUGUCUAGCUCUCAGGUACUGGAUAUUCAUCAUGCCUUCAUUGAAGUGGUCAUCAAGGGAAACGUUGCAUGGAAGCUGCAAGGGAUGACCAGCUCUGCAUAUCGUGAUCCACGGGGAGACUUUGUAAAUUAAAGGAAAGAAAAUCAUAUUCACUUGGUAUAGCUUAUCAUAGUUUUGUAAAUAUAUCUAAAUGUCAACAAUAAGUUAGCAAAGUAAAAAAAAAAAAGAAGAGUACAUUCUUGUACUUUCUUGUUUUUUUUUUCUUUUUGAUUUUUUUUUUCUUUUGUUUUUGGAUGAAAAUUAUUCCUAUUUGAUGUCAUUAUUAUGGCAGGAAUGCCUUUGCAAAGGGUUGAUUGUAAAUUAAAGCAAAUUGUUAAAUAAUUGACAUCAGAUGAUUAAUUAAAUCACUAAAUACUGUUUCUUAUUUUAACACCACCUUUUUUCAUAUAGUUAGUCCAAGGCCAUAUAUGCAAAGUAAUUAUAUCUGAGAAAAUUCCUUUAAGCAUGUGAUGUUUGACUCUACAGAUGUGUUGCAAAGAAAAAAAAAAUGUAUGUAUAUUUAUUAAGUUACAAUGCAUUGUCACCCAAUUCACAAAAUCCCCAGAAGAACCUGUAGGAAAGCGUUACCAGAAUGUUUUUUUUAAAAGAACAUUAACAGCAAAUAAUGUCAACAUAUUGUACAUAAAUGUUAGAAUGCAAAUUUAGCAGCAGAAUUGAAAGCUACAUCAGGUGUUGCAUCUUCAUAAAAUUGCUUAUGCUAUCAUUAUGUAUAUGAUUUUGGAGUUACUCUGUAUUCUACCUUACCCCAACUGUAACCAUAUUUAUAUUUUUAAACAAGUGAAACCCAAA